AUGCCUACUAAUAUCCCUACGCGAAGCCUGUCCCCAAUCAAGACCAAUUCUUCCCUUUUGCCUGACGCUUCUUCAGCAGCGACGACCGGCAAGGCGCCGCGCAAGAUUCAGCUAGAUGCAAAAGAACCGACAAGGCUGGAACCGCCCCCGGCAUGUCUCCGCGCCACCAACGAGGCAUCUGAUGGACUGCGCAGCGACCCGUCAAAGCCUCGUGGUUCUCGCAUUGCCACGAAGACUAGUACAGUAAGUGCUGCUGCACGUGCUAGUCGUCUAGUACCCGGCCACUCGAGGAGUCAGUCAUCAAGUAGUGCAACCAUCAUACGCCCUACCUCAAGCGCGCCUAAAGUGGCAACCGCUACGGCAUCUUCGCGCUCGCAACAUAGCAUUUCAACGAAAUCUUCUGGCGACACACGAUUGCCGGUCUCAAAGUCGCACAAUAGAGCCUUGAGCGCGUCAGCGCCGCCGAGACCUAACCCCGAUACUGGAACUUCACGAGAAGUCGUCUCCAAGGUCGGACCCCACGUGUUUGCUGGAGGAAAUGUGUCGUCUUCCUCUGCUAGACCGACAGCGAGACUGGGUAAAAAACCAGACUUUAACGCCCACCAGCAACAUUACAGUCCCAAAAAGCCAACAACGAUAUCAACCUCUGUCGUCCCGGUCUUGCCCUCGGAUCCCCAACACGUCGCCGGUCGUUCCGGCUCUAUAGCCCGCGCCAUACCUGGCACAGAAGUUGCGCGUCAGGAAGAUGAACUUCUCCAACUGUCUCUCGUAUACGACAAGUCUGCGGCCACUUUCCAGCAUUACGAGGCAUCUAUCAAAUCGCAGCUACAGACAGGAUCCGAGAGGGUGAAGCAUCAGCUAAGCACCCUCAGGUCCCUGUGUCAUGAUCGACAGGCGAAAAUCAACGCCUUCGCCGUCAGGAGGUGGCUCGACCAGGAACCGAGCCGUCAAGAUGUAGAGCAUGCAGGGUCAGACACAUUACUCUUGCUUGCAGGUUGCCUAGAAGAGCUGCACGAGGUCAGCGGCCAGGAUGGACCACUGGAGGCUGUCAUGAUGACCUUUGAAGACUGGUACCUUGACGCGUCUUCCAGGCGUCCAACCAACGUUACAGACAAUCUGUUUCGUGAGAGUAAUAACGAGGAGAAAGCAUAUUGUCCCCACCCGAUAGACCCACAAUGGUCAGCCUUGGUGUCCGCUGUGGACGACCGAGUUAGAGCGUGUGCGGCUUUAUUGGCGGGUCUACGAGUACAUGGGUCACCGGGGCCGUCGUCACUUGAAACGUUGAUCGAGAUGCACCACACACUCGCUGAGCAGAUACUACAAGAGAUUUGUAUCUGCAGGGCAAUAGAAGGUUUCAUGCUUCGGGAGCAACAAGAGCGGCUUGCGAGCGAAGUCCAACAAGCUCUGUCGGACGUGGAGUUACAUCCUUCUGUAGAAUUAAUCCCCGACACUGCCAGGAAGGGUAUUUGGAACCUACGAGGCAAGGUUUCUUAG
Molecule: messenger RNA, 1494 nt
Organism: Fonsecaea nubica
Lineage: Eukaryota; Fungi; Ascomycota; Eurotiomycetes; Chaetothyriales; Herpotrichiellaceae
Exons: 1
Coding region: 1-1494 (497 amino acids)
Source: RefSeq, a predicted model, not a curated record